AUGUCGCUUGAUGAGUAUAGAACCGAAUUGAAAGCAGCUUUACACCAAUAUCCUAAUUUCCCUAAACAAGGUAUCUUAUUUGAGGAUUUUCUGCCUAUUUUCAGAUCUCCAGACUUGUUCCAGAAGUUAAUUGCUGCUUUCAAACUUCAUUUCAGCACAGCUUUUCCCAAUACAAAAAUUGACUACAUUGUUGGUUUAGAAGCUCGUGGUUUCUUAUUUGGUCCAUGUUUGGCAUUGGCUAUUGGUGCUGGUUUUGUUCCAGUACGUAAGGCGGGCAAAAUGCCGGGAAAAGUAGCUCAAGCUAAAUAUAGUAAGGAAUAUGGUGAAGAUGUGUUUGAAAUCCAAGUCGAGUCCAUUCCAGAAGGUGCUACAGUUGUUAUUGUGGAUGAUAUCAUCGCUACUGGUGGAUCAGCAUAUGCUGCCGGUGAUUUGGUUCUACAAUUGAAGGCUAAGAUUUUAGAGUUCGCCUUUGUAAUGGAAUUGGACUUCUUGAAAGGUAGAGAUAAAUUACAAGCUCCUACCUUCACAUUGCUAAAUGGUCAAGAAAAAAGCCUAGACGGUUAA
Messenger RNA from Eremothecium sinecaudum, 564 nucleotides. It is a transcript of the gene APT1, whose product is annotated as adenine phosphoribosyltransferase APT1. Gene Ontology annotation, biological process: adenine salvage; AMP salvage. Lineage: Eukaryota; Fungi; Ascomycota; Saccharomycetes; Saccharomycetales; Saccharomycetaceae. Gene Ontology annotation, molecular function: AMP binding; adenine binding; adenine phosphoribosyltransferase activity. The coding region runs from base 1 to 564 and encodes 187 amino acids. The transcript has a single exon. The record is from RefSeq and is a predicted model, not a curated record. Gene Ontology annotation, cellular component: cytoplasm.